AUGUCAAAGGUCUUUUUCGAUGUUGAAGCCGAUGGUCAACCAUUAGGCCGUAUCUCUUUCCAAUUGUACAACGAUGUUGUUCCUAAGACAGCAGAGAACUUCAGAGCUCUGUGCACCGGCGAAAAGGGAUUCGGCUACGCCGGAUCCCCUUUCCACCGUGUGAUUCCAGAUUUCAUGCUGCAAGGUGGUGAUUUCACCAACGGUAACGGUACCGGUGGUAAGUCCAUCUACGGAGGUAAGUUCCCGGACGAGAACUUCGUCAAAAAGCACGAGAGACCAGGUUUGUUGUCCAUGGCCAACGCGGGCCCAAACACCAACGGGUCGCAAUUCUUCAUCACCACCGUCCCAUGCCCAUGGUUGGACGGCAAACACGUUGUGUUCGGUGAAGUCAUUGACGGUUUCGACAUUGUCAAGAAGAUUGAAACUCUAGGUUCUCCAUCUGGUGCCACCAGAACGAAGCUUAUCGUCUCCAAGUCUGGUGAAUUGUAA
Zygotorulaspora mrakii is the source of this 489-nucleotide messenger RNA. RefSeq names its product peptidylprolyl isomerase CPR1 (gene CPR1). NCBI's taxonomy places the organism in Eukaryota, Fungi, Ascomycota, Saccharomycetes, Saccharomycetales, Saccharomycetaceae. The transcript has a single exon. The record is from RefSeq and is a predicted model, not a curated record. Gene Ontology annotation, molecular function: peptidyl-prolyl cis-trans isomerase activity. Bases 1 to 489 code for a protein of 162 amino acids. Gene Ontology annotation, biological process: protein peptidyl-prolyl isomerization; protein folding.